AUUCGUUCAUGAUCAGGGACCAGGACCUACCUCACACCAAGGAGCACAAUGGAUUUUACUCCAUGUCACCCCCAACCAUUCACGUUUCAGCAAGCUAUCUCCUUUGACCCCGAAAUCAGUCGUCUUCAAAACUCUAUCUCCCAUCUAAAACGCACGCAAGAAGAACUCAAGGAAUAUGCAGAGGACCCAGACAUCGCACAAGCAAUAAAAGAAAACAACCAGACGUUAGCAUCGCAAGAUGAGCGAAUAUUCAUGCUCAAGUUGGCGCUCACUCAGCGCGGAGCGUCGAAUGCCACUAGCGCUCAUUAUGACCUUCCUCCUGAGCCGGAACCAGAAAACAGAAAUGGUAGGCAUAGUGGAUUUACUAGUGAUAAUGGACUCGAGCCGUUGGACGCGCCUCUUCCGGGAGACAACUCGGGUCUUGGGCCAUCGAAUUCGACUGAGGAGGAUGAACAAGAGAGCGGUGUGCACCUGUAGUCCUACGUCAUUUUUGAUCAUAAUUGCCGCAUUGUACAUCAUCUAAUCGCUUUAUGCAUGGGCCAAACAGGAUGUUGCAAAUCGAUCCUUCAGGUGCUAGUGAGCGCUGAGCCCUGGUUAACGCGCGUAUAAAAUGGGCUCUCAAUUCCAGCGCGGCCGACUCUGAGUACUAAUCGCUGAUUCUAGGUUUGAUAUAAACGUUGG
This is a messenger RNA of Suillus subalutaceus, 681 nucleotides long. RefSeq lists its product as uncharacterized. NCBI's taxonomy places the organism in Eukaryota, Fungi, Basidiomycota, Agaricomycetes, Boletales, Suillaceae. The transcript has 3 exons. Gene Ontology annotation, molecular function: protein-macromolecule adaptor activity. The record is from RefSeq and is a predicted model, not a curated record. The coding region runs from base 49 to 477 and encodes 142 amino acids. Gene Ontology annotation, biological process: proteasome regulatory particle assembly.